Messenger RNA from Lodderomyces parapsilosis, 996 nucleotides. RefSeq names its product casein kinase 2 catalytic subunit (gene CKA1). The record is from RefSeq and is a predicted model, not a curated record. Lineage: Eukaryota; Fungi; Ascomycota; Pichiomycetes; Serinales; Debaryomycetaceae. Gene Ontology annotation, molecular function: protein serine/threonine kinase activity; ATP binding. The transcript has a single exon. Bases 1 to 996 code for a protein of 331 amino acids. Gene Ontology annotation, biological process: regulation of transcription by RNA polymerase III; regulation of transcription by RNA polymerase I; protein phosphorylation. Gene Ontology annotation, cellular component: nucleus; cytosol; protein kinase CK2 complex.
AUGAUUUCAUCAAGCAGUAUAUCCAAAGUGUAUGCCGAUGUUUUGGCGUCAAAGCCACAAUCCUAUUGGGAUUAUGAUGAUCUCAACAUUAAAUGGAACCCCCAAGAAAAUUAUGAGAUUAUCAAAAAAUUGGGGAGAGGUAAAUAUUCAGAAGUGUUCUUAGGAAUCGAUCUCGUGAAAGGAGAGAAAGUUGUGAUCAAAGUAUUGAAACCGGUUAAGAGAAAAAAAAUUAAAAGAGAAAUUUCGAUUUUGAAGAAUUUGGUUGAUGGGCCCAAUAUAGUGGCAUUGUUGGAUGUUGUGAGGGAACCGCAGCUGAAGACGCCAGGGCUUAUUUUUGAAAACAUCAACAACAUAGAUUUCAGAACUCUAUACCCUACGUUUACUGACUACGAUAUCAGAUUCUACAUGUAUGAGCUAUUAAAGGCAUUGGAUUAUUCUCAUUCCAUGGGUAUCAUGCACAGAGAUGUGAAACCACACAAUGUAAUGAUUGAUCAUGAGCAAAAGAAGUUGCGGUUGAUAGAUUGGGGGUUGGCCGAGUACUAUCAUCCAGGCACAGAAUACAAUGUGAGAGUGGCUUCACGAUACUUUAAAGGACCAGAAUUGUUGGUUGACUAUAGACUAUACGAUUAUUCACUAGACCUUUGGUCAUUCGGGUGCAUGCUAGCCUCAAUGGUAUUCAUGAAAGAACCAUUCUUCCACGGGAAAUCAAAUACCGAUCAAUUGGUACAAAUUGUGCGUGUCUUGGGAUCCAACAACUUAAACAAGUACUUGGACAAGUACAAUUUGACUUUGGGCGAUGAAUACGAAGAUAUUGGAUACUAUAAUAGAAGACCUUGGGAACGUUUCAUUAAUGAAAACAACCAGCAUCUUGUGUCGAAUGAAUUUUUGGAUAUUAUUGACAAAUUGUUGAGGUACGACCAUCAAGAGCGAUUGACAGCUAAGGAAGCUAUGCAACAUCCUUAUUUUGAUCCAGUCAGAGGUAACUCCCAGCUGUAG